UGCCUACUUAGAUAAGUCGACCAGCUAGUUACUAGCUACUCUCCAACUUCAACUCCAACUCCCAACUCCGCGACAGACACUACUAUUCAACCAUCUUACCAUCCCACCACAAGGCACAAUACCACACACCACACCAAUCAUUUAGCUCAGCUCCAACUCCCCCUCAGCUCAAAUCAACUCGACUCCACGCACAGAAUUACUCCAACCCUCCAACUCCAACCCCGCACGAACCAUCCAUCCUCCCUCCCUGACGAACUGACCGAACCGACCGAACCAACCGAACCAACUGAGCCUACCUACCUACCUACCUACCUACCUACCUACCUACCUACCUACUUCCCCCCCAACCAACCAAAAUCCCUAUACAACCUCCCUUCACCCCCAACCAAGAUCAAAAUGGGAAACCUCUGCUCCAAAUCCAAAAACCCCCCCGAAUCCGACGCCUUCUCCACCCCCGGCCGCGUCCUGGGCUCCGGCCCCAACCCCAACCCCAACUCCAACGCUCCUCGCCCGCCCCCAGCGCAGUCGUCCGCCCCGCGCGCGCCUCUCCCAUCGAAUACGAAAUUGAAUUCGGGACUUGGCUCUGGGACGGCGGGGAGGACGGUGGCGGACAGGGAUACAACAAGUACGGAUGGUGAUGUUGGUGGUGGUGGGAAGGUAGAUCCGCGGAUGAAUGCGGCGUUGGCGGCGCAGAAACGCGCAGAAUUAGCAUCGACGGCAACCAAGGGCAAACUAGGGAGCAAGUUAGCGGCGCAGAAGGCGCAGACGCAGACGCAGACGUUGAACGAGGCGAGUCGGGAUGAGAUUGCCGCUAGGGAUGCGGAUGGCGCCGCGCAGGCGAGGGCGUGGCAGUGAUUCUAUCUACAGAUGCUACAGAUGCUAUCUACCUGGCCUAUCUUUGGUUGGUUUGAGGGGCCAAUAUGGUGGUGGGUGGCUGGGCUCAACAUGGGCCCGCCCAUGGCAGGGAUGGAGUUUGGCGGUUAUAUCCUUUUACUUUUUGUGCACUUCAUUAUCAGCGGCCUUAAUACCCUAGCACUAUCUUUACAGGCGCUGCCAUGCAGGUUAGGGUGGAGAUAUGAUGCCGAUAUCGUACAGAAUAUAGGUAGUCUAGACCACGUUGUACCGUCCUCCCACGGGGGCCCUGGCGUCGCUGUCGGCCGCGGCAAUGGUGCCCUCCUUC
Aspergillus heteromorphus CBS 117.55 is the source of this 1180-nucleotide messenger RNA. RefSeq lists its product as uncharacterized. The transcript has 2 exons. The record is from RefSeq and is a predicted model, not a curated record. NCBI's taxonomy places the organism in Eukaryota, Fungi, Ascomycota, Eurotiomycetes, Eurotiales, Aspergillaceae. The coding region runs from base 397 to 855 and encodes 152 amino acids.